AUGUCUAAAUCAGUUUUGAUCACCGGCUGCAGCAAGGGAGGAUUCGGGGAGGCCAUGGCCAAAGUCUACCACGCCAAAGGAUUCCAGGUCUUUGCAACGUUACGCAACUUAACUAAAGUCGGAUCUCUGGCCGAUUAUGACGGUGUUCGGAUCCUUGAACUGGACGUGACAUCGGUCGAGUCGAUCCACCAAUGUGCACAGACUGUUGCGAAACAUACGGGCGGGCGACUCGAUGUCCUUGUCAAUAACGCCGGUGUGAACGCGAUAGUACCGCUGCUCGACGCCUCCCUCGACGAGGCCAAGAAGGUCUACGAUACAAAUGUGUGGAGUAUUGUGGGCAUGGUGCAGGCUUUCGCCCCUAUGCUCAUCCAGGCCAAAGGGGUCGUGUGCAAUAUCAGCUCUGUAUCCGGCGAAAUGGUUUUUGCAUGGGCGGGUAUAUAUAGUAGCUCGAGAAGCGCUGGCACAAGGAUUUCCGAGACGUUGCGUCUGGAGAUGGCACCUCUAGGUGUGCGGGUGGUCACCGUCAUCCUCGGUGGUGUCCAGACCAGCGGCAACAACCCGGAGAAUAUCGCCGACCUGGAGCUGCCCCCAAGUUCGCAUUAUCGAAAGAUCACAUCAGUCAUCGAUCGUCAUAAGAAGACGAUGGUACAUCCAAACAAACAGAAUAUCGAGAUCGCAGCCAAGAACGUGGUGGAUGAUGUACUUCACGGUCAUGGCAUCUUCAUUCGACGGGGCCAGGCUUCGAUGCUUAGUUGGCUAUGCAAUACCUUUCUUCCCUACCGACUUUUUACAUGGAUGAUCAACCGGGAGUCCGCUUUGGAUGAAAUUCGAUGCUGA
This is a messenger RNA of Aspergillus oryzae RIB40, 837 nucleotides long. Its product is annotated as SDR family oxidoreductase. Gene Ontology annotation, biological process: triglyceride catabolic process; phosphatidic acid biosynthetic process. The transcript is spliced from 2 exons. NCBI's taxonomy places the organism in Eukaryota, Fungi, Ascomycota, Eurotiomycetes, Eurotiales, Aspergillaceae. The record is from RefSeq and is a predicted model, not a curated record. The coding region runs from base 1 to 837 and encodes 278 amino acids. Gene Ontology annotation, molecular function: acylglycerone-phosphate reductase (NADP+) activity; triacylglycerol lipase activity. Gene Ontology annotation, cellular component: lipid droplet; endoplasmic reticulum.